UACGAUGAAGGAUUUAUAUUACCCCCACUUCAAAUAAAAAGUACCGAGGGAUGCAUUUCAUUACUGCCCUGUGACACUGGAGAAGCCACGGCUGCAGUGGUAAUAUUCCUCGUUUGUUUGUGUCACACAGAGAAUUUAUUUGCAAGAAGAGUCCUGCUCCAAAGAGGAAAUGAAUAGCCAAUAUUUGCGUCAUGAAGUGCGAGGUUGUGAAACCAGUGACCUGAGGAACUUCUGGGAAAAGACCAUUGAACAACAGACUCAGUAUCUGCAAUAUGAAAAAGAACGUCAGCGAAGAAGCGCUCUGACAAAGCUCAGAAAUGAAUGGAUGGAGAGGCUGGAAAAACGGAUAAAGAUGUUGAGGACCCAACCUGAAGACCCAUCCAGCUGAAGAGCCCACACUCAUUUCAUGUUUGGGAGGAAAAGAAAUUUGUUUUGUAAGAGGGAUGCAAAAGCUGAAGUCAGUUUUACUUUGUAGCUUAAACGAGCUAUAAUUAAUUAGCUGUCAUUGUUAGAAGUUUCAUAUGUGAAAUGUCAAUUGUUGCUUUUAAGAUUAUGCAUCUGUCUCUUCAUUUGAUGAAUGGAGAAUAUAGUACUCUGAAGUAUUUAACACUAAUAAAUCAUGGUUCACUGACACGUAGAUGCCUGGAAAAAGAGUUUAGUUGCACAGUUGUGCUCUGCAAAAGCAUUUCCUCAACAUUUCAGGUUUCUGUAUAGACUGACUGUAAUAGAAUUAAUUUAGACGGUUAAAUGAAUAGUAGAGAAUUUAAUUUUUUACGCAAUACAGCCCAACUCAGAUUAAGAAAGAUGGCACAUGCACAGUGCCACCACAUCCAACAUCACUAGUGAAGCCCAAACUGGUGGAAGCUACAGCUGCCAUGUUAGAAGUCACCUGUGAAGUUGUUAACACAUAUAUACUGAUAAACAGCCUCUGUGAGACACCUACAAGAGCUGCCUGAUUAAUUGACAUCAACCUAGGUAACCCAUAUUAGCUAACUUGAGACAUUAUAUCAGCAUUGAUAGAACAACUUUAAGCUUUGAGACUGUUCCUGGUACCUGAUCUGGCUUGUCUAGAGGUCAACUGAUACUUAUGUUUCAUAGAGUAGCUUUCAGCACUUUCACAGCUGUCUGUCAUCAUGAACGAAAAGCGCAUUUUUUCUUCUAGCACUUUUUCCCUCUAAGACCCAGUAUUUAUUCCUUAAAGACCAGUACUUUCAGAAUCUAGCAGUUUUCCUUGCCUAAAUUUGUCAUUAGUCAAAAAUGUUUCUUGUUGCCCUCCUAAUUCUUCGUUAGGAAAUGUGGCAUUUCCUCCAACAAUAUCAAAGCAUUUCAAUCGGCUGGUGUAAUCAAAUCACUUCCUUUUUAAAGUGACUGCUUUGUUGCCACCAAAUGAUUAGGGUAAUGUACUGCAAGAUGGGUUGUUUUGAGUAUGCUAAAAAACUCUUCUCUCAAUCACUUAACCUUUUAGUCCCUUUUUAUAAGACUGUUUCACUACCUCUCUAAUAAUUCAUAUUGUUUCAAGGCAAAGAAGAAUUGAAUUGCCAGUGAGGCAAGAAGAGAACAAUGGAAGGGUUUGGAGUUUUUAAAUCUUUAGAAAAUCUGCUCUUUUUAAAUCAAAACAAAAAUUUGAAGUGCUAUUUUUUUCCCCCUCUUUAUCUAUCACCUUUUAAUUCCACUUUUGUGUGUCCCAAGACCAAACAAAAUUUAUUAUGUGAAUUUAAACACGUAAAUAAUGUUUGGAAAGCCUGAGAAAUUAAUGAAAAAAAAAAUAACCUUGGAGCACUUAUUCAGAAAUCAAGGUGUCAGUAGGUAUGUCCCUGAACUUGAGAGCAGAGUUUGCCAGACACCAGAAAAAAGCUGCUAAACCCAUGUUCUUUGGUUUAUUCUUAUUCUUAAGCAAUUUUAAAAGUAACAUCAAAUGUGAAUAUGAAGGACAAUAGUAUAACUACAAUAAAGCUCUGCUUAAAUAAACAAUCACCAGAUAGGGCCACAACUUAAUAUUGGGCUUUAGUAAAAAGUAGAUUUCCUUGGACAUGUCUGUUAACAGGUUUCAAUUCUCCCAUACCCAAGCCUGGUGCUUACUGAAUCUCUAGUUCAAUUCCAUCAUGAAACAGCUUUGGGUUUUACAUCAUUUUGGCUGAAAUUAGAGCUUGAACUGAGCUAAGGGAAACAUUUUCCAGUCUCUCGUUCAUUGUGUGAAUUAUGGCACGUGGGGCAAAACAGAGGGAGUCAGAUCUGGCAUAUUUGAAAAAUUAAAGCCACCACCAUGGAAUAAGCUUUUGUUUGCUUCUCACAGAGCUGAGAUCCUUCUUACUACUCGUCUCACAAAGUAAAUCAGAAUGAGGAAAAACCAUAGGGAGCUGGGAAAAAAAGUGUGCUAGGGAGUGACUUCCAUCUGAGUUCCUCAUUGCACAUGUAUGGUUAUGUGGUCACUUAAGAAUGCUUUGGAGUAAGUCCCUAACAAGCUAGAACACCCUAAAAUAAUCUCUUUAAAAUUAUAAAAGGGAACUUAUUUUUUACAGAAUGCAUCUAUUCUGGCCCAAGCCCACGAGGAGUUCUGAAAAUACAUUUUCAGAAUGAAGCCACUUUCCUUUGAGCUUUGUAAUUCCACCUCUAGUGUUUAGAUUAAUUAUUUCAAGCUCAGUUUUCACAGUGCUAAAUUCAGGACUUUGGGCCAUGUAAUCUUCAUUUAUUUGAAUACUAACAACAUAUUUUGAUACAAAACCCACCAGCAUAAUGAAGGUGUAAUCUACUUAAGAGUUUUGUAAGGUACCACACAAAUAAAGAAUACAUAUUCAGGAAAUAAAUAUAAUCUAGAGUUAAUCAGCAAAAAUAAAGAGUGUGAAAGCGUGAAAAUUUAAAUCUAAAUGUCAAGUAACAAUCUUAGCAGAAGCUGGAUCAGAGUCUAGGAUGAAAAUUUUUCUGGUAAUUUCAAAACAAAAAUACAAAUCUUUUCUUUACCUUGAAGGUCACAAGAGAAAUUAAAAGGAGGGAAAAACAAAACAAAACAAAAAACCCCAAACCACUGCAGUAUCUGUGAGAAUCAGAAAUAAGCCAUGACAUUAUAAAAAAGACUAGAGAAACAUUACUGUAGGACUGGAAAAGUCAUCAACUAAAACCUGGUAAAAUCAGCUGGGUUUUAUAAAAUUAUUAUGGCUAGAGAGGAUGUUUACGUGCUCUUCAGACAAUUUUCCACCAAAAUGCAGUUUCAGAGGAGUGCAUUAUUCAACUAAACACUUUAAACUUAACUCAAAUGCUUAUAAAAUAGCUUUAUGAAGACACACUUGAUGUCUUUUGAUUUUGGGGUUUUUUUCUAUCCAGAUUUUCACAUUGCUUUUGAGUGUAACAGCAUGAGAUUUUGAGUUACGCCAAGCUAAUUUUAUUAGCUUUGCAAUUAAAAUGUGGUAGACACUUGC
Messenger RNA from Corvus hawaiiensis (hawaiian crow), 3413 nucleotides. RefSeq names its product protein FAM240B-like. The record is from RefSeq and is a predicted model, not a curated record. NCBI's taxonomy places the organism in Eukaryota, Metazoa, Chordata, Aves, Passeriformes, Corvidae. The coding region runs from base 170 to 388 and encodes 72 amino acids. The transcript is spliced from 3 exons.